UCGCAGCACAUAGGAACGAUGCGAAGGGAGGGUUGGUAGACUAUUAGAGUAGGCUACAGGCUACGCAAGAUCGAAUCAUUAUGGAUUUUGAUGAGCGGGUCCCAGUUGGGUCUAAUAUGUAUUUGCCCGGCAGCUGCACCUAUUACGUCUCGGGGACAGACUUCUCAAGCCUCCCUCCUUUUUUGUCCCACCAGAGUCAGUCUUCUUGUCCCAUGACAUAUUCCUACCCAUCCUCAACUCUGCCACAGCUUCCGUCUGUCAGAGAGGUAGCUUUCAGGGACUAUCAUGGCAUUGGUAGCUCCAGUAAAUGGCACCACCAUAGGGGCGGUAUGUCACACUGCUACCCCACUGAGGACACGGUGCAUAGGGACUGUCUAUCAAGCUCGACCUCCUUGGGGGAAAUAUUCACGAGAAAUAACUCCAGUGAUGUCUAUCACACCAGCAGCUCCAAUCCUACAUCAAGUCUCCAGGGCAGUGUGAGUAGGAAUGGAGUGUUACCGCAAGUCUUUGAUCAGUUUUUCGAUACUGCUCAAGGGAGCGCAGACAACACACCAACAAGCGAACACUCCGUGGACAGAACUGCCGCCAAACAACCUAUAGUUCCGGUGACCGGUACCGACAAGUGCCGGGAUACAGAGGAGGGAACGCCGGGCGAGGUGAGCUGCAGCCCGGUGUCUUCUUCCGGCAACAAUGAAGAGAAAUAUAGCGCCAGCGGUGGACAGAGAACCCGUAAGAAGAGAUGUCCCUACACCAAAUACCAAAUCAGAGAAUUGGAGAGGGAGUUCUUUUUCAGUGUUUACAUCAACAAGGAGAAACGUCUUCAACUUUCGAGGAUGCUCAAUCUCACCGACCGCCAAGUUAAAAUCUGGUUUCAAAACAGGAGGAUGAAAGAGAAGAAAUUGAACAGAGACCGUUUGCAGUAUUAUACCACGAACCCUAUGCUGUAACACUGGCUGAUGGAUGUCGC
Messenger RNA from Oncorhynchus gorbuscha (pink salmon), 967 nucleotides. Its product is annotated as homeobox protein Hox-A11b-like. Gene Ontology annotation, biological process: regulation of transcription by RNA polymerase II; anatomical structure development. The coding region runs from base 81 to 947 and encodes 288 amino acids. NCBI's taxonomy places the organism in Eukaryota, Metazoa, Chordata, Actinopteri, Salmoniformes, Salmonidae. Gene Ontology annotation, cellular component: nucleus. The record is from RefSeq and is a predicted model, not a curated record. Gene Ontology annotation, molecular function: RNA polymerase II cis-regulatory region sequence-specific DNA binding; DNA-binding transcription factor activity, RNA polymerase II-specific. The transcript is spliced from 2 exons.